Molecule: messenger RNA, 24465 nt
Organism: Contarinia nasturtii (swede midge)
Lineage: Eukaryota; Metazoa; Arthropoda; Insecta; Diptera; Cecidomyiidae
Exons: 52
Cellular component (GO): extracellular region; nucleus
Molecular function (GO): calcium ion binding; zinc ion binding; peptidase inhibitor activity
Source: RefSeq, a predicted model, not a curated record
UGUUUUUUAUUGUGCACGCAGAAGAGUGGCAAAAUUUUUUUCGUCAAAGUUUUCCAACAUCACGCUGUGGCCAAGUAGCCAUGGUGAAUGCGAAAAUGAAAACAUUUUUGCCUCUAGUCCUUUGGUCUGUGCUAACAGUUAAUGUGGCACUGUCACAAAACAGAAUAAGUAAUACGAGAUUAAAACGCGAAGUAUUUUUUCUAAAUUUGGAAGACGGCUAUUUUGGUUGUCAAGUUAACGAAUCAACAGAUUAUUUACAAUUAUUUGAAUUAUCGAAAUUAUGUGAUGGCCAUGCCGAUUGUUUUAUGUCAUCCGAUGAAUUAGCGAAAGAGUUAAAGUGCACAAAUGAUUGUGAAAAAGAUGGCACAUCGUGUAUAAAUGGUGCGUGCUUGGACUCAUUAUGUCACUGUAACGACGGUUAUGGGGGAUGUAAUUGUCAAGAGCAAGAUGAGAACGAGUGCAAAAAUCGUCCAUGUGAUGUAUUUGCCCAUUGUACGAACACUUUAGGCAGUUUUAUGUGUUCGUGCUUUCCCGGCUACAAUGGCGAUGGUUUUCACUGUGAAGAUAUUGACGAAUGUCAAGAUCCUAGUAUAGCAGCGAGGUGUGUCCAAAACGCUGAAUGCUGUAAUUUGCCAGCGCAUUUCGUGUGUAAAUGUAAGCCUGGUUACGAAGGAGACGGCGAAGAACUUUGUACAGAUAUAAAUGAGUGCCUGAAUCCGGGCGCGUGCGGUUUUAAUGCCGAUUGUAUCAACACGCCGGGCAAUCAUACGUGCGCCUGUAAAAAUGGUUACGAAGGUAAUCCAUUCGAUGGUUGUGUCGACAUAAAUGAAUGUCUGCAUCCGAAUGCCUGUGGUCCUGGCGCCAUUUGUAUCAAUUUGGAUGGAAGUUUUCAAUGCGAAUGUCCUCAAGGAUUUGAAGGUGAUGCCCGAUCGAAUGGAUGCCGUGAUUUUGAUGAAUGCGCACGAUUGCCAUGCGGAAGAAAUGCACAGUGUCGCAACAGUGAGGGAAGCUUUCAAUGCAUGUGUCCCGAAGGUUUUAUUGGCGAUCCAAUGAACGAAUGUCAAGAUAUAAAUGAAUGUUUGGAGAACCCAUGUGGUGCUAAUGCUGUAUGCACAAAUUCACCUGGCAGUUUUGUGUGUUCAUGCAAACAAGAUUUUACUGGUAAUCCAUACAGAGGAUGCACUGACAUUGAUGAAUGUUCAGCAUUGAAAAAUCCAUGUCCGUCCAGUGCAAUUUGCGAAAAUAAAAGCCCAGGCUUUGAAUGUAAAUGCCCGCAGGGCUUCCAGCCUCGACCUGAUCCGAAAAUCGCUUGUGAACAAGUCGAUGUAAACAUUUUGUGUCAAAGCAACUUCGACUGUACUACAAAUGCUGAAUGUAUUGAAGGACAAUGCUUUUGUCAAAAUGGAUUUGAACCGCAAGGUUCGGUGUGCGUUGACAUUGAUGAAUGUCGAACAAAUGCCAAUAUUUGCGGGGAACGAUCGAUUUGUAUUAAUACACCUGGCAAUUUUCGUUGUGAAUGCCCUGACGGUAUGGUUGGUUUUCCACCGAAGAAAGGCUGUAAAGCACCUUGUGAAGAUGUAAAAUGCAGCCCACAUGCUUAUUGCAAAGCGGACGGAACAGAAGCAUAUUGUGUUUGCGAAGAAGGAUGGACAUAUAAUCCAAAUAAUAUUGCCGCUGGCUGCGUUGACAUUAACGAAUGUGAUACAAUCCAUGGACCAUCAGGACGUUGUGGUUUGAACGCAAUUUGUACAAAUACACCAGGAGAUUUCAAUUGCCAAUGUCCGCCCGGCUUUUCUGGCAAUGCUGCCAUUCAGUGUGUUGAUAUUGAUGAAUGUUCGAAACCAAAUCGAUGUGGUCAAGGUGCACUUUGUCUUAACCGGGCCGGAUCAUUUGAAUGCGUUUGCCCCGAAAAUUCAAUUCCCGAUCCAGAUCCAAGCAUUCGUUGUAUAACAGUUGUAACGUGUCGAUCAAAUAACGAUUGCCCUGGCAAUGCCAUUUGUGAUGAACAUCAACGUUGUUUGUGUCCCACACCGAAUGUUGGAAAUGAUUGUCGACACCCAUGCGAAAGUCUACCAUGUGGUCCAAAUACAAACUGCAUGAUUGUUAAUCAAGAAGCAAAAUGCUUGUGCGCACCCGGUUUUGUUGGUUCGGCCGAUCGAAUUGGUGGUUGUGUUGACGAUGAUGAAUGCAAACAUUCGCCAAGUGUGUGUCCACAAGGGUCACUUUGCAUAAAUACACCGGGCGGCUUCAAUUGCCAAUGCCCAAGCGGUAUUCAAGGCGAUCCAUUCAAAGGUGAAUGUGCACGAGCAAACAUUCAAGUUUUAACAUGCGACGAAGAGCAUCCAUGUGGAAAAGAGGAGAAUUGCGUUUUUGAUGCAUUCCUCAGCAAAAAUGUAUGCGUAUGCCGUCAAGGCUACACAAGAGAUAACAGCACCGGAAAAUGUCUUGAUAUCGAUGAAUGUUCCAAUAGCUUACGACCAGCUUGUGGAAUGAAUUCAUUGUGUAAGAACUUGCCGGGAAGCUUUGAAUGUUUCUGUCCACCAAACUUCUUUGGAAAUCCAUAUGUUACUUGCGAAGAAUGUACCAGCGCCGAAUGUCAAUGCAAAGCACCAUAUAAAUUCGUUGGUGGAAAUUGUAUUUUAGCUGGAUGUCAAGAUGGUGGUCAAUGUCCACCAGGAGCUGAAUGCAUCACAAUCGCUGGAGGUGUUAGCUAUUGCGCGUGUCCCAAAGGCUAUCGAACACAAUCCGAUGGCAGUUGCGUUGAUGUUGAUGAAUGCGUUGAGAAUCAACAUUUCUGCGGCUUUGGAGCCGAGUGCGUUAAUCGUCCCGGUUCAUAUGAAUGCUUGUGUCCACCUGGCUAUGGAGGCGAUCCAUAUCAUGGCCACUGCUCAGCGCCACUAAUACAAUGCGCUUCAGACAGAGAGUGUGGCAUAAAUGAGAAAUGCGUACAACCUGGAGAAUGUAUUUGCCCACCUCCAUUCUUUUUGGAUACCAGCGAUGGAAACAAAUGUAAAAAUCCAUGUGAAAGAUAUGCAUGCGGUAUCAAUGCCAAAUGCACACCAACAGAUCCACCACAAUGUAUGUGCGAAGCUGGUUUCAAAGGUGAUCCAUUGCAAGGCUGUUUCGAUGAAAAUGAAUGUUCAACAUACGGCAAUCCUUGUGCCUAUGGUGCACAAUGCGAGAAUCAAAAAGGUGGAUAUAAAUGCGUGUGUCCAAAAGGAAUGGCCGGCGAUCCAUACAAAGAAGGAUGCAUUGAAGGAAAAAUUCCAUCGACAAGUAAAUGCCGUACGAACAAUGAUUGCGCUGAUACUUUGGCUUGUGUGCAAGGAACUUGUAUAAGUCCAUGCAAGAGUUUACUUUGCGGACAAAAUGCAUAUUGCGAACCAGAAAAUCAUGCAGCUUGGUGUCGAUGCCGCAUCGGUUUUGAAGAAAACGAAAGCGGCGAAUGUGUUUCACAAUGUAACGAGUAUUUUUGCGGUCAAGGAGCUGUUUGUAUCGUAACACGUGACGGUCCAACGUGUAAAUGUCCCCCCGGUUUGCUUGGAAAUCCAUUCCCAGGUGGUGUUUGUGUUACAGAUCAAUGUUCAUCAAAUCAUCCAUGUGCUGACAACCAAGUCUGUAUUGGUGGUCGUUGCAAACAUCGUUGUGAAAAUGUUGUAUGCGGUGUUGGAGCCACAUGCGAACCAUCGACCGGAAAAUGUAUUUGUGAACCAAACUUUGUGGGAAAUCCAGACUAUUUGUGUAUGCCACCGAUUACAACGCCAGUUUGUCAACCAGACUGUGGUCAAAAUGCCCACUGUCGCUACGGACUCAUUUCAAAUGAAUGUGUGUGCAAUCCAAGCACCGUUGGAAAUCCAUAUGAAAUUUGUGGACCAGUUGAACGAAACACAUGCGCAAACACAAAAUGUGGCAUUGGUGCUGAAUGUAAUCAAGCAAACGGUCGCAUUGAUUGUGUGUGUCCAAUUGGUUUCACCGGAAAUCCGUAUGUUGAGUGUCGCGAUUUAGACGAAUGUUUAGAAAAUCCAUGUGGAUCGAAUUCGAUUUGUAUCAACACGGCCGGAAGCUAUGAUUGCAAAUGUGCUCGUGGAUUCUUUGGAAAUCCAUUUGCAAUGUGUUCACCGAUUGAGAGAGAUUUCUAUUGUGAAGAUCCAGAUCGCUGCACGUGCAGUAAUACUGUCUCAUGUCCAGCUGGUUAUCGAUGUGAAAACGGGCGCUGUUCGAAUUUGUGCCAAGGUGUUUCGUGUGGCCCACGAGCUGCUUGUUCCCUCGGAAAAUGCAUAUGCCCCUCAGGUUAUAUUGGUGAUGCCAAUGAUUUGAACAAAGGUUGUUAUUUGCGCGGUCAAUGCGAAAUCGAUCAGGAUUGUAAGGGCACCGAAAUUUGCUUCCAAUUUAGCCGCGGUGUUCGUAAUUGUGUUGACGCCUGCAGUAAAUUCUCAUGCGGACCGAAUGCAUUGUGUAUUUCAAGUAAUCAUCGAUCAACGUGUAUCUGUAACGAAGGUUAUGCUGGCAAUCCAAAUGAUUUCAACGCAGGAUGUUUACGACUCAAAGACGAUGUAGUUAGAGCAGAUACUUGUCUAAAUAAUGUUGAAUGUGGACCAGGUCAAAUUUGUAUCGUUGGUGCAGAAGGAUAUCGAGAAUGUAUAAAUCCUUGCGCAUCGGUUGCAUGCGGUUUGAAUGAAGAAUGCCGAUUAGAUGCCAAUUCAAAUCCAGCCUGUCAUUGCAAAGACACUUAUGCAUGGAAUCCAACAAGUUCAAUGUGCGUUAAACCAUCAGUACCAGAUUGUACAUCGAAUAAUGACUGUCAUCCGGUCGCUUCAUGUCAACCCGAUUCACUUGGCAUUUUGAAGUGUACAUCAAUUUGUGAUAAAUUCCAAUGUCCAGCCAAUUCAGUUUGUGUUGCCACAAAUCAUCAAGGUGAAUGUCAAUGUUUACCGGGAUACUUUGGCAAUCCAAGAGAUCGUAAAGGUUGUCGAUUGGAAGAACGAAAUCAAUGCGCAACAAGCGCUGAAUGCGCAGAAAAUGAAAAAUGUAAAAAGAACGAACGAAACGGAGCAAUGGAAUGUCGUCCAGUGUGUGAAGAUGUAAAUUGUGGACCACAAGCAAUUUGCAUUUCAAACAAUCACAUUGCCAAAUGUCAGUGUCCAACGGGUCCAUGGACUGGCGAUCCAUACAAUAUGACAGCCGGUUGUCAGAAUGUUCCAUGCGUUUACAAUAUCGAUUGUCCACCAACUCAAUUAUGUAAUCGUUUAACGCACACAUGUUACAACGUUUGCGAUGAAUCAUCAUGCGGUGAAAAUGCCAUUUGUAUUGCUGAAAAUCAAAAUGCAGUUUGUCAAUGUCCGCCCGGUUAUCGAGGCGAUCCAAUUCCAGAAGUUGGUUGUAAAUUGGCCGAUGCAUGUUCACACUGUGCCGAAUCGUCUGUUUGUGAAAUUUCUCAAACUGGUCAAGCAAUUUGUAAAUGCCCUCAAGGGUAUACCGGUUAUCCUGAAUCAACUGGCUGUUUCCCAAUUGGCCAGUGUCGCAGUGAAACAGAUUGCCCGAACAGCGCCAAAUGUGUCAGCGGACGAUGUGUAGAUAAAUGUCAUGGUUUAUGCGGUCCAAAUAUGAUUUGUACGAUCAAAAGUGGCGAAGCGGUUUGCGCGUGUCCAAGUCGAUUUAAAUUCAUUUCUGGUUAUGCCAAGGACGGUUGCGUCCGUGAUGUGGCUGCUUGUUCAACAGACUAUGAUUGUGGCAGUGGUAUUUGCAGUAAUGGUCAAUGUACGGUUGCCUGUCGUAAUCAACAAGACUGUGCCGACGGUGAAUACUGUGAAAAUAAUCGAUGCAUGGUCAAAUGUUCGAGUCAUAAUCAGUGUCCAGAUGGUCAAGCGUGUAAACAAGGUGUCUGUAACAUUGGAUGUCGAAGCAACAAAGACUGUAGUUCAAAUUUGUCGUGCUACAAUAAUUUCUGUCAAAAUCCAUGCAGUAACAAUAUUUGCGGUGAUAAUGCAUUGUGUAAAAUUGAAAAUCAUGUGGCCAAAUGCGAAUGCCCGGCCGGAUUUGAGGGUAAUCCAACACCGGAACAAGGAUGCGUUCGAGUUCCAUCAACAUGUAUCUCAUCGAGCCGUUGCCCCAAUGGACACAUGUGCAUUGCAAAUAUUUGCCAAGUACCGUGCAGCGAAUCGACUUCAUGCGCCAUCGGCGAAAGAUGCGAUAACAAUGUAUGCGCAAAAGUUUGCUACACAAAUAACAAUUGUUUGCCGGGUGAAAUUUGUAACGAACGUGGAACAUGUCAAGCAGGCUGUCAAUCGGAAGCUGAUUGUCCACCAACACAAGUUUGUGCUAAUGGAAAAUGUAAAUGUGGUCGUGGUUUCAUUGGAACACCGUUUGGAUGCUCCGACAUUGAUGAAUGUACCGAACAAGUUUGCCAUCCAAGCGCAAUUUGCGAAAAUACACCCGGUUCAUUUAAAUGUAUUUGUCCAGAACAAACGGUUGGCGAUCCAUAUACAGCGCCGGGUUGCUUGCUGCCAAAUCAAUGCGGACGAAAUGAAGACUGCGCCAAAAAUUUGGCCUGUUUCGAAGGAAAAUGCACAGAACCAUGUGCAAUUGCUGAAUGUGGACGCAACGCUCUUUGUCAAGGUAGUGAACAUAGAGCUUUCUGUCAAUGCCCGCCGGGUUAUCUUGGCGAUCCAACAGAUAAACUCAACGGCUGUUUCCGAGUUGAAUGUGUCAGCAGCGAUGAUUGCAGUCAAAACAAAUAUUGUAAUCCACAAAUCAACAAAUGUCAAAAUCCAUGCGAUAAUAUUGACUGUGGACGUGGAACGUGUGUUGUUGAACGUCACGAAGCAACUUGUUCGUGUCCUCCUGGUUAUGUCUUGCUCAAUGGAAAAUGUGAAGAUAUCGAUGAAUGCGCAGAACGGCCAUGCCACAGUUCAGCCGUAUGUAAAAACUAUCCAGGAAGUUAUGUUUGUGCUUGUGAAGAUGGUUUGGUAGGCGAUCCAAUAAACACUGGUUGCCGAAAUCCAGAAGAAUGUCUCACAAAUACGGAUUGUCCCGACACUGCCGCUUGUAUCAAUUCACGUUGUAAAAAUCCAUGCGAUUCAGCAAAUGCUUGCGGUUUGAAUGCUCAAUGUACGGUAAAUGCUCAUCAUGCAUUCUGCAAGUGUCCAUCGAAUUCACGAGGCGAUCCAAGUGUUGAGUGUCGAUUAAUCGAAUGCAGUGAAAAUACCGAUUGUCCCCAUUCAAAAUCAUGUUUAGAUUCAAAAUGCGUCAACCCAUGUUCGACACCAAAUGCAUGUGGCCAAAAUUCGAAUUGUAUCGUUGAAAAUCAUGUUGGCAUCUGUUCAUGUCAACCAGGUACAACUGGUAAUCCGCUAUUGGGUUGUGUACCAUUGCAGUAUUGUUCCGCUGACAAUCAAUGUCCGUCGAGAACGAUAUGUAAAACGGGUGUAUGUUCAGCCGCCUGUACAUCGAAUCGUGAAUGUAUCGCCGAUCAACUUUGCUUGCAAGGAAUUUGUCAAUCAACGUGUCACGAUAAUUCAACUUGUGCCGACUUCCAAUUCUGUCAAAACAACAUUUGUACACAGGAAAUUCGAUGCCGCACUGACGAUGAAUGUUUGCACAACGAAUACUGCUUUGUCGAUGCAUAUGGACGUUCUGAAUGUAAAAAUGCUUGCGAAGGUCGUGUACUUUGUGGCCGAAAUGCUGAAUGUACAGCACGAAAUCAUGAUGGAUUGUGCUCAUGUAAACAAGGUUUCAUCGAUGAUGGACAAGGUGGAUGCCGACGAAUUGAAUGUCAACGAGAUAAUGAUUGCACGUCGGAUAAAUUCUGCGAGAAGAAUAUCUGUAAAUUGGCUUGUCAAAGCGGUAAGACAUGCGGAGAGAAGGCAAUUUGCACAGUAGAGAACAAUCGACCUGUAUGCUAUUGUCAACCGGGCUAUAGUGGCAAUCCAUAUGAACAAUGUAAUGCGGUGGAUUAUUGUCGCGAUCAACCAUGCGGACCGGGUGCAUUGUGCUCGAAUAAUAAGGGAACAUUCCAUUGUGCUUGCGGUAAUGGAUACGUUGGUGAUCCAUACAACGAAGGUUGUCGCUUAGCUUUCGAAUGUACAAGCAAUGCCGACUGCCCAGCAAGUGCCGAGUGUAUUCAAUCGAAUAGCGAAUCAAAAUGCAGAGAUGUUUGUGAAAAUGUUAGCUGCGGCCCGAACUCGGAAUGUUUACCUGUCGAUCAUGUCGCUUUUUGCAAAUGCUUACCUGGUUACGGUGGCGAAGCAGCCGAUCCCAUCGUUGGCUGCAGACCAUUGCCAGUUCCAUGCAGUGCAUCAACCGAUUGUCCAGCCAAUGGAUAUUGUAAUGGAGGCAUUUGCAAACCGGCCUGUAAUUUGGAUCAAGAAUGUGGUUUGGAUGAAAUUUGUUUGGAAAGUCAAUGCAUCAAUCCAUGUACUUUGCCAAAAGCGUGCGGAAUGAAUGCCGAAUGUUUAUCAAACAAUCACUUUAAAACAUGCGCGUGUCCAGCUGGAUUCACUGGAAAUAGUGCCGUUGAGUGCGUGAGAAUUCCAGUUUCCUGUGCAUCAAACUUAGACUGUAUUGAUGGAAAUACUUGCCGAGAUUCAAUGUGUUUGCCACGUUGCGAGGCCGAUCAAGUGUGCGCUUUGAAUGAGAAAUGUAUUGGAGGCAACUGCAUGCUCACUUGUCGUGUGGAUAAUGAUUGCUUCUUGGGACACAUUUGUUUGAAUAAUCGUUGUAUUUACGCUUGUCGCUCUGACGAAGAUUGUACAUCAACUGAAAGCUGUUCGAACAACACAUGUACAAACCCAUGUAAUCUAUCACCAUGUGGUCCGAAUGCCGUCUGUUCCGUCUUCAAUCAUCGUGCCCAAUGUGCCUGUUUGAAUGGUUUGGUGCCAAGUCCAACAGCCAAAAUUGGAUGCAUUCGAUCACCGGCUUCGCCAUGUAGUACCAACCGAAAUUGUCAAGACGGCUUACAAUGUAUCCACGGUGAAUGUAAAGCUCGUUGUGGAACCGAUCGUGAAUGUUACAGUAAUGAACGUUGUGAAGGUGGAGUAUGUAAACCAUUAUGUCGGCGCGAUGAUGAUUGUCGCUAUGGCGAAGUAUGUCAAGACUUUAUUUGUUCAGCCGGUUGUCGAUCGGACGUCCAUUGUCCAGGAAAUUUGGCAUGUAUUGGUCAAAAAUGCAUUGAUCCAUGCUUAGAUCCAAACGCUUGCGGUAUAAAUGCAAAUUGUAUUGUUCAAAAUCAUGCAAAGGCCUGCAUAUGUCCCGACUUUUUGGUAGGAGAUCCAACAAUUGGUUGUAAAUAUGCACCAACAUCGUGUGCAACUCACAACGAAUGUCCACCAAAUCAUUCAUGCCUCGGAAAUAUUUGCCAGCCAAAUUGUAAUAACGAUCAAAACUGUUUGGCCGAUGAGCGAUGCGUGCGUGGAACGUGCCGUUCAAUUUGUAACAACGAUGCUUCAUGUGGAAACGGACAGAUUUGCGAGAAUCGACUGUGUCAAAUUGGUUGCCGCAAUGAUUUGAGCUGUGCCGGAUCAGAAGCUUGCGUCAAUAACAAGUGUCAAGAUCCAUGUUCAACAACAACACAAUGCGGACAAUGCGCCGAAUGCUUAGUCAUCAAUCAUGUGGUUCAAUGCAGUUGUCCAAAUGGUUUUCUUGGUAAUCCAUUUACCGGAUGCAAUUUGCCAUUACAACGAUGCAAUUCAUUCUGUGAAUGUGACGAAUCGGCACAAUAUUGCGCUGAAAGUUGUACAAUUGACUCCCAAUGUUCGUGCGGUCAAAUUUGUGCGGCCGGAAAAUGUCGAAGCCGAUGCAAUCCGGGAAAUUGCUUAGAAGGUCAAUUGUGCAGUGACGGUGCGUGCAUUACUGGUUGCCGAAAUAAUUUGGAUUGUUCGGGCGAUCGAUCGUGUAUAAAUGGACAAUGUUUGGACCCAUGCUCAUUGGAUAGUACUUGCGGUGAAAAUGCAGUUUGUCGAGUGUCCGAACAUCGUGUGAUUUGCUUGUGUCCAGACGGUUUCAGAGGUGAACCAACACAAGGUUGCACGCGUUCUGAAUGUUCUAUCGAUAGUGAUUGUGAAAUUGAGAAACGAUGCGAAAGUGGCGAAUGUAGAAAUCCAUGUCUACAAGCCGGAGCUUGUGGCAUUAAUGCACAAUGCAGAGUUAUUAAUCGGCAAAAACAAUGCUCGUGCCCACCUGGGCACUUUGGCAAUCCAGCCAUUGAAUGUUCACUGGAGACCAGUGCCUGUGCACGAAAUCCUUGCGGACCAAAUACAAGAUGUCGCGAUGUAACCGGUGGAUAUGAAUGCACAUGUGCACCGGGCUGUGUUGGAGAUCCACAUAAAGGUUGCUUGUGCGGCGAAGAAUCUACAGCCGUUUGCGCCGAUCAAAGAUGCGGACGAAAUGCAGUUUGCAGAAUUGUUAAUCAAAAUCAACCCGAAUGUGUUUGCCCACCACUUUAUCCAAAUGGAGACCCAUACUAUGAAUGUACACCUUUACACAGAGAACUUGGCGAUUGUCGUCAACAUGGUUGUCCAAACGGCGAAUGUAUACUCGAAGGAUCUCGAUACGUAUGCAGACAAGACAAUGAAUGUACCAGUGAUUUAGAUUGUCCAAAUGAAAAGGCAUGUUUGAAUAAUGUGUGCGCGGAUCCAUGUGCGUUACGAGAAGCAUGCGGUAUAAAUGCGCUGUGUAAAACGGUCUUACAUCGUCCGCGAUGCUCGUGUCCGAGCUGUUACAUUGGCCGAGCAAAUGUCGAAUGCAAACCGGAUCCACAAUGUCAAAACGCAUCACCACGACCAAAUGACAUUGUACGAACGAUGUGCAAUUCAGACACUGAUUGUCAUGAAUCAUUGUCAUGCAAUCGAUUUGGUCAAUGUGCUGAUCCAUGUGAAAGUUCACAAUUUGCAUGCGAUGCAAAUAAAAAAUGCGAAACACGACGACAUCGACCAGUGUGCGUAUGUAAAUCUGGCUUUGUUGUUAAUGAAUAUGGUGAAUUGAUUUGUGCACCAGACAAACGCGAAUGUUCCCGAGAUGAUGAAUGUGCAUCGAAUAUGGCAUGCAUUGAUUUAAAAUGUCAAAGCCCAUGCGCUGUAACUAAUUCACGUGGCGCACCAUGUCCAGCCGAUAAAACAUGUCAGGUGCAAGAUCAUAAGCCCGUUUGCAUAUGCAUGAAAGACUGUAAUCCAUCGGUAUCAAUAUGCUUAAGAGACAGCGGUUGUCCGGCCGGUUUGGCAUGUCGAAACUAUCAAUGUGUUAAUCCAUGUGAUUUCGCCUCAUGCGCUGCUAACUCACCUUGCUUUGUGGAAGAUCAUAAACCCAUUUGCAAAUUCUGUCCAUCAGGAUUUGUGGCUGACUCAAAAACUGGAUGCCAAAAAGAAAUUGGCUGUAAAUCAAACGCCGACUGUCCACAUCAAAAAGCAUGCAUCAAUUCAUUGUGUGUUGAUCCAUGUGCAUACCAUCAAUGUUCACAAAAUCAAGACUGUCAUGUGGAUAACCAUCAACCAGUCUGCGUUCAUGUUGGACGUGAUCCAUACGAUUGUAGUCAUUGUUCAGGUGGUGUUUGUGAUCCAGCCACAGGUGCAUGCGUUAAAGCUAAAAAUACGACUAGGCUAACAACUAGCACACAGAAAACUCCAAUCACAACUACUUUAAGUACUAAGAAAACGAAUAACACAAGAGUUCAAAGCAAAACAACACCACGACCGACAAAGCCAAAUUCAAGAAAUACAACAACAAAGGCACCAACUGAAACGACAACCGAAAAAAUUGAUGAAGAAAAAGCAACUACCACAGAAAUGCCACCAUCAAAGAAAUAUACGAGAAAACCAUCAACACAAACAACACCAGCGCAAGUCGAUGAAACGACGACACAAGAGUCGACCACUCGAAAAUAUGGUGGCGUUGGUAGGAAUACGACGAGAAAACCAGUUCGAACAAAACCAACGACAACUGAAAGAACUGAUGAAGUGACGACGUUAAAAACCACAACACAAAAAUAUACAGGUUAUCGAAAUCGUACGAAGUCACCGAUUCAAACUACACCAACUGAAGAAAGUGACGAAACAACAACCUAUAAUUCAUUAGGCAAAUAUCCACGACUUGGGGAUAAUAACAUUACGGACACUGGAGACGGAAGAAUUACAACUACUUCAGUGGAUGAUUUGGUCACAACAACUGAUGGCUCGAAAAAUGAAGAUACCACCCCAUUCACAACAGAGUCUUUGACAACGAUUGGUAUUGGAACUAAGCCACCAUCUUCACGAAUCGAUACAACGCACGAAGAAGGACGCACACCAAAUAUCCGUACGUCAACCGAACCAAUGGAUACGACCACUAACCAAAUACUAACCGUAACCGAAGGAACAAGAAUUGAAAAUGGCAGCACAACGAGUGUAUCGCAAACGGUCGAUAUCGAUAACAUUCGAAAAUCAUGUAAAACUAAAAAGGAUUGCGCCGCGAAUGAAGUCUGUCUUAAAAAACAAUGUAAUAGAGUGUGUGAAACUAACGGUAACGUUACUAAAACAAGUGACGAUUGUGUCGAAGUCCAAUGCACACGCAACGAAGAUUGUUCUCUAGUCGAAGCAUGUUUCGAUGGAUUCUGUCGCCAUCCGUGCGAAGUACGAAACCCUUGUGCACCGAAUGCAGCAUGUAUCAAUGUUAAUCAUGGCAGCGACUGUAGUUGCAUCGAAGGAUUUGCUGGUAACGGCUAUGUCCUAUGCGAACCGGUUAAUGGAUAUCAACCGAUUUGUCAAUACAACGAAGACUGUCCACCGAAUAAAUUGUGCGAUCGAUUGAAUAGACGUUGUAUCAACCCUUGUUCAGUCGAUUCGUGCGGCGAAAAUGCCGAAUGUACACCAGUAAAUCAUGGAAUUGAGUGUAGAUGUCGAAAUGGAUUCAUUGGUAAUGCAUACAUUGAAUGUACCAGACUGCAAGGUUGCCGAUCAAAUUCGGAGUGUGCAUCAAGCGAAGCAUGUGUCAACGGUCAAUGUGGUUCACCAUGCCAGUGCGGUAUAUCGGCUUUGUGCGAAGUUGUUAAUCAUCGACCAAUCUGCCGAUGUCCAAAUGGCUAUUCGGGCAAUCCAAAGAUUGGCUGCAAUCCACCGUCGAAUGCUUGUGAACCAAAUCCAUGCGGUUUGAAUGCGAUGUGUGAACUAGAUCGAGGAAAUCCAAUUUGUUACUGUCCAAAGGGUCUAACUGGAAAUCCAUUCAAAAAUUGCAUCCCCGAAGGUGAUGAAUGUCAUCCAAAUGUAUGCGGUGCAAAUAGUGGCUGUCGUGUGGUCAACGAUACGCCAGUUUGUUUCUGUUUGCCAGAAUAUGAAGGAAGUCCACCGGCUGUUCCGUGUCAACCACCAAAAGAUGCAUGUUCAAUAUCAUCAUGUGGCCCGAAUACACAAUGUACCCGUUUAUCAAAUGGAAUUGCAAAAUGUACCUGUUUGCCAGGAUAUAUCGAAAGUCCAAAUACAAUUCGUGGAUGUGUCGAACCGAAAAGCGCUUGUGAACCAUUUCCAUGUGGUUUCGGUGCAACGUGUGACGUUACACGAAGCCCUGUUUGUUAUUGUCCAGAAGGAACGAUUGGAAAUCCAUUCCGACAAUGUAGUCCACCAGUUAUUGUUCGAGAAUUAUGUAAACCUGGACCAUGCGGCCCGAAUGCCGAUUGUUAUGUUGCAAAUGGUCGUGAACAAUGCUUCUGUCGUGCUGGAUUUAUUGGAGAUGCUUACAAUGGUUGCAUCCAACCACCACGGUCUGUAUGUGAACCAAAUCCAUGUGCACCGAACGGUCAAUGUAUUAUACAAGAAAAUGGCGAACCCAUUUGUUUCUGUCCAUUCGGAAUGGGAGGCGAUCCAACAACAGAAGGAUGUCAUGGUUAUGAGUGUCAUGCUGACAGUGAUUGCUCGGAAAGUCAUGCUUGUAUAGGUUUCAGAUGUCGCGAGCCAUGCUCAGGUUCGUGUGGCAUUGGAGCAAGCUGCAAAGUUGAACGACAUCAUCCAAUUUGUUAUUGUGAUAAUGGUUUAGAAGGUGACCCAUUGGUUAGAUGUUCUGCAUUUGAUGAGCCAAGCAGAUCACCAUGUUGGCCAUCACCAUGCGGCGAAGGAACUCAAUGCAGUGUAUUGAAUAAUCGAGCUGUAUGCUCUUGUCUACCGGAAUACAUUGGAGAUCCACAAAUUGGCUGUCACGCCGAAUGUAUACUAAACAGUGACUGUGCGAGAGACAAAGCUUGUAUUAAUAAACAUUGCGAGAAUCCAUGUCAAUCUUCAACUUGUGGUAUUAACGCUGAAUGUCGUGUCUAUGAUCACACAGCAAAUUGUUAUUGUCGAGAUGGUUUUAUGGGAGAUGCUUUCAUUCAUUGCUUACCAAUACCACCGUUGCGAAAUGUAACUGCCAACCCGUGUGAGCCGUCACCAUGUCAAGCGGGUAGUGUGUGUCAUGUUUACGGAAAUAUUGCUGUUUGUGAUGCUUGUUCAAAUGAAGAUGGAUACAAUAAUCCAGGAUGUCGUCCCGAAUGUUUGUCCAACAAUGAUUGUGAAUUUAGCCGAGCUUGUAUCAAUCAACGCUGUUUAGACCCCUGUGUUUCGACAUGCGGACAAUCGGCAAUCUGUACGGUUGUAAAUCAUGCACCGAUUUGCUCGUGCCCGCAAGGUCUCUAUGGAAAUCCAUUCGAACAUUGUUCCGAAAUUGCACCGAUUACACCGGUUCCACUUGGUUGUGAUUCAACACAAUGCGGACCAAAUACUGAAUGUCGAGAACAAAAUGGCAUUUUAUCGUGUGUUUGUAAGCACGGUUACUUUGGUAAUCCAUUGAUUGGAUGUGGUCCCGAAUGUGUUAUUUCCGCUGAAUGUCCGUUGGAUCGAUCGUGCGAUGGUCAAAAAUGUGUGAACCCUUGUGACAAAGCAUGUGGACGCGGCGCAUUGUGUCAAGUUGUAAAUCACGUUGGAAUUUGUUUCUGUCCAGAAGAUCAUACUGGAGACCCUCUUGUUGGAUGUACGCCAUACAUUCAACCACAACCGCCAAUUCAAAAUCAACCAAGCAAUCCAUGUGAUCCUACACCAUGCGGAGCGAAUAGCCGUUGUUUAAUUUCACCAACUAAUUAUGCCAUUUGCUCUUGCUUACCUGGGUAUCGAGGCAAUCCACCAGCUUGCACCCCAGAAUGUAUUUCCCACCAAGAGUGUCCAUCGAAUAAAGCUUGCGUUAAUUUGCAAUGUGUUGAUCCGUGCAUUGGAGGUGUUUGCGGUGUUGGCGCACGAUGUGAAGUCAUCCACCAUAAUCCAAUAUGUUCUUGCUCGCCCGGCGAAACAGGAAACCCAUUCGAAUCGUGCCAUUUAAUCCCAAUACCAGGACCAAAUGAACAAGGAAGAGUGCCAACAACAAACCCAUGCUCGCCCUCACCGUGUGGCCCAUUCUCAAUUUGUCAAAUCAAACAAGGCCAUCCAGUUUGUUCGUGCGUUGAAAAUUACAUCGGAAAUCCACCUUAUUGUCGGCCAGCCUGCGUUUUGAACAACGACUGUCCAAAUGAUAAGGCUUGCAUACGAGAACGAUGCGAAAAUCCUUGCGUUAAUGCGUGUGGAGUGAACGCUGAAUGUCAUAUUGUUGCCCAUUCAGCAUUCUGUAAUUGUUUGCCUGGUUUCCAAGGCGAUGCCUUUACUGGAUGCUCGCCGAUUCCAUUCCAAACGCCACAAGAUCCAUGCAGCCUAUCACCAUGCGGUGAUAAUUCAAUUUGUUCCGUUGAAAAUGGCUAUGCAAAAUGUACAUGUAUUCCCCCAUACAUUGGCGAUGCGUACGGAGCUGGAUGCCGCCCAGAAUGCGUUUACAACAGUGACUGUGCCAGCGGUAUGGCUUGCAUUCGACAACAUUGCAGAGAUCCAUGCCCCGGCGUAUGCGGUGCAUUCGCUGAAUGUAGCGUCGUAAAUCAUGUACCAGUUUGCACAUGCUCAAGAAAUUAUCAUGGAGACCCGUUCACUGGCUGUCGACAAAAUCCAAGACUACCUUCACAAAAUCCGUGCGAACCCAGCCCAUGUGGUGGUAAUAGCAUUUGUAGAGUGAUUGGUGAUCGGCCAUCAUGUUCGUGUCAACCAGGAUUUGUGGGCCAACCGCCUUCAUGUCGUCCCGAAUGCAUUACCUCAUCCGAAUGUGGACCAACGCUUACCUGUAUCAAUCAAAAAUGUAGAGACGCGUGUGAAGGAAUCUGUGGUCUUAAUGCAGAAUGUAGAACAAUUCAACACAAUCCAAUUUGUUCUUGUCCGAGAGGUUAUGUGGGUGAUCCAUUCGAUCAUUGCAUACCUGCACCAAUCGAAGAAAAACGUCCUGCCAACCCAUGUUUGUCGGGUGCUUGUGGUCCAAACUCGGAAUGUCAUAUUUUGCAAGGUCGUGCUGUAUGUUCUUGUGCUUUGGGUAUGCUUGGUGCACCUCCGAAUUGUCGUCCAGAGUGUCUUAUCCACCAAGAAUGCCCUGCAAAUCGUGCUUGCAUUGCUCAACAAUGUCAAGAUCCAUGUAUUGGGUCAUGUGGAAUCAAUGCCAGAUGCAUUGUACAAAACCAUCAGCCAGUGUGCUCAUGCAUAGAAGGAUAUGAAGGUGAUCCAUAUGCUAACUGUAAUCAACGUCAAAUUGUAUUGUACACACCGCCGGAUGUAUGUUCGUCCACGCCAUGUGGCGCGAAUGCGGUUUGUAGGGAGCAUAAUGGUGUUGGUUCGUGUACUUGCAUGCCCGACUAUUUCGGUGAUCCUUACUUUGGUUGCAAACCUGAAUGCUUACAAAGCUUUGACUGUCCUUGUAAUUUUGCUUGUAUCAAUAAAAAGUGUGUCGAUCCAUGUGAAUAUGCGUGCGGCAUGAAUGCCGAGUGUUCCGUUGUCAAUCAUGCACCAAUGUGCUAUUGUGUUUCUGGUUAUACGGGUGACGCUAGGUUUGGAUGUCAUCCCAUUCCUGACAAUUCAUAUUUACCAGUGCCAAGAGACAACCCGUGUCUUCCGUCGCCUUGUGGUUUCUAUAGUGAUUGUCAUGUAGUUGCAAAUCAUCCGGUUUGUUCGUGCUUAGCUGGCUAUUUGGGCGCUCCGCCCGAUUGCCAUCCAGAAUGCAUGAUUAGCGCUCAAUGUCCGUUUGAUAAAGCUUGCAUUAACCAAAAAUGUGUCGACCCUUGUCCUGGUAUAUGCGGCUUACAUGCUGUGUGUCGUGCUGUCAAUCAUAAUGCCAUAUGUAGUUGUUUGCCGGGUUACAACGGCGAUCCGUUCACUUGUUGUGUCCAAAUUCCAGAGCCUAUUUAUCCAAUUGCUGUACCAAUAAAUCCAUGUGAUGACAACCCUUGCGGUCCAAAUGCAGUGUGUAGGGCUCAUAAUUAUCAAGCGAUUUGUUCAUGUUUGCCCAAUUAUAUUGGACGACCUCCAAAUUGCCGCCCAGAGUGUCUUAUCGACGAAGAUUGUCCCACAACGUUGGCUUGUAUUUGUGACAAAUGUAAAAGUCCCUGUGAUGGUACCUGCGGACCAAAUGCUCAUUGUACUGUUCUCUAUCACAAAGCACAUUGUGUGUGCAAUGAAGGUUUCACUGGCGAUCCAUUUAGCGGUUGUAGACAAGUCUUACAUGAACCAUCUGAACCUUGUCAUCCAUCACCGUGUGGAGUAAAUGCAUUGUGCGAACAACGCAAUGAAAUUGGAUCAUGUAAAUGUAUACCAGAAUAUUACGGCGAUCCUUAUAUCGAAUGCCGUCCAGAAUGUGUGUCCAACACUGAAUGCCCUGCGAAUCGUGCUUGUAUCAAUAAUAAGUGCCAAGACCCAUGUCCGAACACAUGUGGUGAACUAUCUUAUUGUAAUGUCAUCAAUCAUUCGCCACAAUGCAGAUGUCUUGACGGCUAUAUAGGCAAUCCUUUGAUUGCUUGUUAUUUACCACCUGUUGAAGCAACUCCAAUCGAAACACCUUGUACUCCAUCACCAUGCGGUUUGAAUAGUCAAUGUCGUGAACUUGACAAUCACGCUGUAUGCAGUUGUUUACCCGAUAUGAUUGGAGCGCCACCAAAUUGCCGUCCCGAGUGUCUUGUUUCCUCUGAAUGCAGUCUCGAUAAAUCGUGCAUUAAUCAAAAAUGUAAAAACCCAUGCGAAAAUGUUUGUGGUUUGAAUGCAAGAUGUCAAGUGGUUAAUCACAAUGCCAUCUGUAGCUGUGAGCUUGGCUACAAUGGUGAUCCAUUCGUUCGAUGUAUCAAAGAGGAAACACGUCAUCCAAUUGUUCCAAUAACGCCAAUUGUUGGUUGUGUUCCAACGCCUUGCGGUCCGAAUUCACAGUGUCGUGAAGUCGGCGAAACGGCUGUUUGUUCAUGCUUACCAAAUUACAUUGGACGUGCUCCAAAUUGUCGUCCACAAUGUCUCACCUCCUCUGAAUGCCCGCGAAAUUUGGCAUGCUUGAACGAACGCUGUGUCGAUCCUUGUAUUGGCGUUUGUUCGUCGCAGGCCACUUGUAAUGUUUACAAUCAUCAGCCGAUUUGUCGAUGCCCUGACGGAUACACUGGUGACCCAUUUGUCGCUUGCGCUCAAAUUUAUCACGAACCAGAGGUGACUGCAUGCCAAAUGAAUCCAUGUGGAAUAAAUGCCAUUUGUAAAGAAAGAAACAACGCUGGUUCAUGUAGUUGUAAGCCCGAAUAUUACGGAGAUCCAUACAUCGAAUGUCGCCCAGAGUGUAUUUCGAACCAAGAUUGCCCCAAAACGAAGGCUUGUUUCAAUAACAAAUGUGUCAACCCUUGCAUCUCUGUGUGCGCUGCGAAUGCCGAAUGUUUUGUCGUUAAUCAUUCACCAUUGUGCACGUGCCAAUGCGGAUACACCGGAAAUCCAUCGACUGGUUGUUAUGAAAUUCCUAGACUACCACCAAAACCGGAGGUUCAAUUGUGUCAUCCAUCACCUUGCGGCCCGUAUAGUGUUUGCCGUGAAGUAAAUGAUCAUGCAAUUUGUUCGUGUCUCGAAAAUUACAUUGGUACACCGCCCGCUUGCCGGCCACAAUGUACAAUUUCAUCGGAUUGUAUGCCCGAUAAAGCGUGCAUAAAUCUCAAGUGCGUCGAUGCUUGUGCUUCAAAUCCUUGUGGCGAUCACGCUCGCUGUCAUGCUAUCAAUCACAAUCCUAUCUGUAGUUGUCCAUUGGGUUUUAUGGGCGAUCCAUUUGUUCUAUGCACUCCUGAAGAGAAACCUGUGCAUGUGCCCAAACGGCCAACAUGUGUGCCAAAUCCGUGCGGGCCAUUUUCACAGUGUCGCGAAAUUGGUACGACGGUUGUAUGCUCAUGUUUGCCGGAUUAUAUUGGUCAAGCACCAAAUUGCCGUCCACAAUGCACUUCAAACCAAGAAUGUCCGGCAAAUUUAGCAUGCAUUAACGAACGCUGUAAAGAUCCCUGCCCAGGGAGCUGUGGUUUUUCAGCUUACUGUAGAGUAGUGAAUCACUCUCCUGUUUGUUCUUGCGAUAAUGAUUUUACGGGUGAUCCCUUCUCUGGUUGCUAUCCAGUACCAAUCAUUGAAGUUCGUCAUCCCUGCUCGCAAAAUCCUUGUGGCGCUAAUGCUGAAUGCAUUGAGAAAAAUGGAGCUGGCGCAUGUAAAUGCUUGCCAGAAUACUUUGGUGACCCAUAUAGUGGUUGCAAACCACAAUGUUUAUUAUCUAGUGACUGUCCAAGUCAUUUGGCUUGUCUUAAUAACAAAUGCAAAGAUCCUUGCCCCGGCCUUUGUGCUUUGAACGCUGAAUGCCGUGUUUCUGGUCAUGUACCGACAUGCCGUUGCAUGAACGGUUUUACUGGAAAUCCAAUGACUGGAUGCCAUAAACCAGAAUCAUCUCCGCCGAAAUAUCACAAUGUUACCGAAUUGUGCCAUCCAAAUCCAUGCGGUUUGAAUAGUCAAUGUCGUGUGGUAAAUGAGCAUGAAGUUUGCUCUUGUCUUCCUGGUUACAUUUCAAGUCCACCAAAUUGCCGUGCCGAAUGUUUAGUUUCGUCGGAAUGCGCUCAAAAUCGAGCUUGUAUAAAUAAAAAAUGUGUUGAUCCUUGCAUCGGAGUUUGCGGUUUACAUGCUCGAUGCAAUGUCGUCAAUCACAACGCAAUCUGUAGUUGUCCGCCUGGUCACACUGGUGAUCCUAUCAUUCGCUGUAUAGUAGUACAACAAACCGAUAUAGAUAUACCAAAGCCAAGUGGAAAUCCUUGUCUGGAAAAUCCGUGCGGUCCAUUUAGUCAGUGCCGCGCUGUUGGUGAUACGGCUGCAUGUUCAUGUUUACCUAAUUAUGUGGGACGAGCGCCAAAUUGCCGUCCAGAAUGUUUGCACUCCGCCGAUUGUCCUGCUAAUUUAGCAUGUAUAAAUGAACGGUGUAGUAGCCCAUGUGUUGGCUCAUGUGGCAUUCAUACAUUCUGUACGGUUAUAAAUCAUAAUUCGAUUUGCCAGUGUGAGAAUGGUUUCACUGGCGAUCCAUUCUCUGGCUGUACAGAAAUACCUAAAUUGCCACCAAUAGUAGGCGAAAAACGAAGUCCAUGUUCACCGUCACCAUGCGGUGCAAAUGCCAUUUGUAAAGAACAUAACGGCAUCGGUUCAUGUGCAUGUUUGCCCGAAUACAGUGGAGACGCAUACACUGGCUGUCGACCUGAAUGCGUUCAAAACAAUGAAUGCGAUCAAUCAAAGGCUUGUGUGAAUAAUAAAUGCAAAGACCCAUGUCCUGGUGUAUGUCCAGUCAAUGCGAUUUGUACGGUUCGAAAUCAUGCACCAAAUUGCUUCUGUGAUAAUGGUUUUACCGGUAAUCCGGCGAUCUCUUGUACUCCAAUCGAAAUCACAACGUCUCCACCUCAAGUAGAAAUAUGUUCUCCCCAUGUAUGUGGACCCUACAGUGUUUGCCAUGAAGUAAAUAAUCAUCCGGUGUGCUCGUGUCAAUCGGGUUAUCUUGGUAUGCCACCCAAUUGUCGCGCUGAAUGUGUUGUCUCAUCGGAUUGUUCUCAAGAUAAAGCAUGUGAUAAUCAAAAAUGUAUCAAUCCUUGUAAGAGCGGAACCUGUGCCCAAAAUGCCAUUUGCAAAGUAGUCAAUCAUAUUGCUAUUUGUAGCUGUUCAAAGGGUUUCAGUGGUGACCCAUUCACAAAAUGCAUUCCAAUUGACACAAGUAUAAAGAGAGAUGACAUAGAUCCUUGUAUAAAUAAUCCUUGUGGACCAAAUUCACAAUGCCGUGUAAUUGGAAGUCAAAGCGCUUGCUCAUGUUUGCCCGAUUAUAUUGGACGACCACCAAAUUGUCGUCCACAAUGCACUUCGCACCAGGAGUGCCCCAGCAACAGAGCAUGUCAUAAUGAGCGUUGCAUCGACCCCUGUGUAGAAAAAUGCGGCCAAAAUGCCGUAUGUAGUGUAGUUAAACAUAAUCCUGUAUGUAAUUGUAUUUCUGGAUUCGAAGGUGAUCCAUUCACACGAUGUACAAUAAUCGUUGUCACAUUACCCACUGAACCCACACCAACUCCAUGCAAUCCAUCACCUUGUGGUUUGAAUUCCGAAUGUCGUGAACGAAACGGAGCCGGUGCUUGCUAUUGCUUGCCUGGCUUUGAUGGUAAUCCCUAUGAGCAAAGAGGUUGUCGUCGCGAAUGUGAGAUCAAUGAAGACUGUAAUGAUCAAUUGACUUGCGUUCGAAACAAAUGCGUUGACCCAUGUAUCGGCGUAUGUGGAACGUAUGCAAUUUGUCAUGUAACAAAUCAUGCGCCAUCGUGUGCAUGUCCACCUGGUUUUACUGGAGAUCCACUCUUCCAAUGUCGUGAACAACCGGUAACAGAAAAAUCAAAGAUUGAUAACCCAUGCUCACCGUCACCUUGUGGACAGUAUAGCAAUUGUCGCAACAACGCUGGUCAAGCUGUAUGCUCAUGUGCACCAAGUUAUAUUGGAACGCCACCAAAUUGCCGCCCAGAAUGCAUUACCAGCAAUGAAUGUCCGUCGGACAGGGCUUGUAUUAAUCAAAAAUGCACGGACCCAUGUCCACAUACUUGCGGUAUUGAAUCCGUUUGUCAUACUAGCCAACAUUCGCCAAUUUGCGCCUGUCCGCACGGGUAUACAGGCGACCCAUUCAAACAAUGUACAAGAAUACCAAUGCCCGAUCCAGCGCCAACUGAACGACCACCAAGUUGUUUUCCAACACCAUGCGGUCCAAAUUCAAAUUGUCAAAUGAUCUCUGGCGUUCCGGCAUGUUCUUGCUUGGAAAAUUACAUCGGACGUCCCCCAAAUUGCAAACCUGAGUGCACCAUUUCCGCCGAAUGUCCCGCCCAACAAGCAUGUAUACAACAACGAUGCAAAGACCCAUGCCCCGGUUCAUGCGGCUUUGAAGCUACCUGUCAUGUUUUGAAUCACGUGCCCAUUUGUACAUGCAAUGAUGGCUAUGAGGGUGAUCCAUUUGUGCAAUGUAAUCCGGUAGUGAAAAGAGAUCCAGUGCAUGAUUUCUGCUCUGAAAAUCCAUGUGGACUGAAUGCAGAAUGUAUUGGAAACGAAUGUCGGUGUAUUGCUGAAUAUCAAGGCAACCCAUAUGAUAUUUGUCGUCCUGAAUGUGUAAAUUCGGCCGAAUGCAACCGUGAUAGAGCGUGUUUGCGCAGCAAAUGCGUUGACCCUUGUCCUGGAACUUGUGGACAAAACGCAGAGUGUGAUGUUCGCAACCAUAUUCCUGUUUGCACAUGUCCAAACGGUUUUACGGGAGAUCCGUUCACUUAUUGUCGUGAAACACCAAUUGUACCACCUCCACAAAUCGAAGUUUGUAAUCCAUCACCAUGCGGGGCAAACAGUAAAUGUCGCGAUGUUAACGAUCAUGCGGUAUGUACUUGUCUUCCUGGUUUCAUUGGAACACCGCCACAAUGUCGUCCAGAAUGUUUAAUUUCAUCUGAGUGUGGACCAACUCUCGCUUGUAUCAAUCAGAAAUGUGUUAACCCAUGUAUAUCGGCAUGUGGUAUGAAUACAAGAUGUGAAGUGAUCAAUAACUCGCCAAUUUGCAGUUGCAAGGCGGGUGAAACCGGAGAUCCAUUCCAAGGUUGUUAUCCGAUUCCAGUAACACUCCCAGAAGAUGAUGAUCCAUGCAUCGGAAAUCCAUGUCAAGAUGGAUGUAAUCCCUGCGGUCCAAAUAGUCAAUGCCGUUCCGUGGGUCCGACGCCAUCAUGUCAAUGUAUCAGCGGAUAUAUAGGCCAACCGCCAAAUUGCCGCCCAGAGUGCCUGAUUUCAACUGAUUGUCCCGCUCAAUACGCAUGCAUAAACAAUAAGUGUCAAAACCCUUGCAUUGAAUCAUGUGGUGCCGGCGCUGAAUGUCAUGUUAUCAGUCAUACAGUUUCAUGCGUUUGUCCGGCCGGUUUUACUGGCAAUCCAUUUGUUGAAUGUAUUGUUCAACGCCAUGAGCCACCAAAUCCAUGCGAGCCAAGCCCAUGUGCAUCGAAUGCUUUGUGCGAACAUCGUAAUGGUAUUGGCGCUUGUCGCUGUAUCGAAGGCUAUCAUGGAAAUCCGUAUGAAGGUUGUCGGCCAGAAUGUGUGCUAUCAUCUGACUGUACGUCUGACAAAGCUUGCAUAAACAAUAAAUGUAUAGAUCCUUGUCCUGGAAUUUGCGGCUCCAAUGCUGAAUGUGCUCCAGUGAAUCAUGUGCCAACGUGCACGUGUCGUCAUGGUUUAACUGGUGAUCCAUUUAGAUCAUGUACAGAACCACCUCCAGUUCCAACUGAAGUACCAAUUGUUGAUGUAUGCCGACCAUCGCCAUGCGGACCACACAGUCGUUGUCAUGAGGCAAAUGGAAUAGCCGUUUGCUCAUGCAUAGAUGAAUAUAUUGGAACACCACCGAAUUGCAAGCCACAAUGCACCGUCAACAAUGAAUGUCCCCAAAACAAAGCGUGCCAUAAAUUUAAAUGUUCUGACCCCUGUGUUGGGGCUUGUGGUGUCGAAGCCAAUUGUCAAGUGAUCAAUCACAAUCCAAUUUGUAGUUGUCCAGGAAAUUUCACAGGGGACCCAUUUGUCAGAUGUCAAAUAAGAUUUCAGGAUCCAUCGCCACCACGACCAUCACCAAACCCAUGCUUCCCGUCACCAUGUGGCAAUUUUGCUGAAUGCAGACCAAUUAAUGAUCGUGCAUCGUGCUCUUGUUUACCAAAUUAUUUCGGAGCACCACCAAAUUGCAAGCCAGAAUGUCUAGUAAACUCGGAUUGUCAAUCAGAUAAGUCGUGCAUUGCCGAACGUUGCCGUAACCCUUGUGAAGGGAGCUGCGGUUUCAAUUCAGAGUGUCGAAUUCAAAAUCAUAUACCAAUUUGCACAUGCCGCACCGGAUUCACCGGCGAUCCGUUCACACAAUGUGUUGAAAUUAUUGAACCACCACGACCACGCCCAGUUUCUCCAUGCGAUCCAAAUCCAUGCGGAAGCAAUGCCAUUUGUGAUUUUGGAAAGUGUACAUGCAUAAAUGAUUAUCAUGGCGACCCAUAUAUUUCAUGUCGUCCAGAAUGCACAACCAACAAUGAAUGCAGCCCGUCAAAAGCGUGCAUCAAUAAUAAAUGUGUCAACCCUUGUCCAAACACUUGUG